AUGUCAUCGUCGCACCCUUCGGCCCCCUUGGCCAGCGAUCUCCCAGCGUCCCUUAAACCGGUCUUUCACCUGCCUCCGAACAACAUACCGACCAAUGUGAUUCUAUUUCUGCCAGGACUGGGAGAUACGGCCGCCAACUUUUCAUCGUUCGCUCGCGCUUUGAAUCUCCCUGAUGCUCUGACCAUCACUCUUAACCCGCCUUUCCCCCUGCCAUUUCCUCUUGGGCCGGGAGAUCAGUGGUCUGAGGACCUUCAGGUUGAUGCCACGACAGGGCCUUUCGAUCCCGACUCACCCUUGACACGGGCAGUAGGACUUGUCGCAGAAGACGUCAUAGCUAACGUCCUGGUCGGUAAAUCAAAAUAUCGCCCUGACCAUAUCCAUCUCAUUGGCUUCGGACAAGGUGGCUCAGUGGCUGUUUCGGUGCCCCUGCAUCCGUCGCUUUCGUCCUUACCACCACUGGGUGGUGUCAUCUCGAUUGGUGGUGCUUUACCCAUGUCGGCGACUCUUCCUUCCAGCACUGCAAAGAAUAGGACGCCAGUCCUUCUGCUUUCCGGCUCAAGGUCACCGCUGGCAUCGGCUGAUUCAAGCCCAUUGAAACGCGUCAAGUUGGCGUACGAGUUUAUCACAUAUCACCAGUGGAGAAAAUCCGACGAUUCGAUGCCCAGGAACAGGGACGAAGUAUUGCCCAUGAUGCAGUUCUGGUCACGUCGGCUCAAAAGUAGACGCGGAGUACCAGAUGAUGCGGUCGAGCUCAGUUGA
Messenger RNA from Capronia coronata CBS 617.96, 759 nucleotides. RefSeq lists its product as uncharacterized. The record is from RefSeq and is a predicted model, not a curated record. Gene Ontology annotation, molecular function: palmitoyl-(protein) hydrolase activity; carboxylic ester hydrolase activity. NCBI's taxonomy places the organism in Eukaryota, Fungi, Ascomycota, Eurotiomycetes, Chaetothyriales, Herpotrichiellaceae. Bases 1 to 759 code for a protein of 252 amino acids. Gene Ontology annotation, biological process: protein depalmitoylation. The transcript has a single exon. Gene Ontology annotation, cellular component: cytoplasm.